Messenger RNA from Drosophila navojoa, 1695 nucleotides. RefSeq names its product L(3)mbt interactor in ovarian somatic cells (gene Lint-O). The record is from RefSeq and is a predicted model, not a curated record. Gene Ontology annotation, molecular function: chromatin binding; histone binding. NCBI's taxonomy places the organism in Eukaryota, Metazoa, Arthropoda, Insecta, Diptera, Drosophilidae. Gene Ontology annotation, biological process: negative regulation of DNA-templated transcription. Gene Ontology annotation, cellular component: nucleus.
AAAAAAAAACUCAAUAUGAAGCGUGGAAAGGAAGAGGACAAGAAUGAUGCUGCACAUAACAAUAGCAGCAACAGCAAUCAUGGUAAUUCCAAAACUAACAAGGAAUCGCCCAACAUCGGCAGCAACAGCACCGAUGCCAAUAGCAGCGGCAGCAACAACAACACGCCCAGCACAGUCCGCACCACGGGCCGCGUUAAGAAACCGAAGCAGGUUUAUGAUCCCUCUGAUAAUUAUGUAUCGCGCGGAUCGCGCAACUCGUUGCCUGCAGCGGCACCGUCUUCGCAAUCGCAGCCAUCGCAGGCAACACCAGGCAAUGCAAAUGCAUUGCAACAGCAGCCCACGGUGUCGCAGUCGUCGGGCACCUCGCAGUCCCAGUCCCAGUCGGAGGCUCAACCGCAAGCGCAGUCUUCGGCAUCCCCAUCAAAAGCAACUAAUCAGCAGGCAGCGCUUGCCAGCGAGAGGCCAUCCACUUCCACUGCCAAGGAGGAUGCCAAGGAGACGGUGCCAGUGCCCUCUGUGGAACAGCAGCGCAAUUUUGAUACGUGCAUGAAGUGCGGCAAGAGCGAGGCGAAGCGCGGCUCCGGCUACAAAAGCAACUUUCUCACUUGCAAGACAUGCACCAUGAAAUGGCAUUUCGCGUGCUUGCCGAUUACGUUUGAGGUUCUUACAAAUGCGCGUAAGAAAUUCAAGUGCGAGAAGUGUCGCCGCUGUGUCACUUGCAUGAUCCGCAAGACCAAGGACAGGGUCAAGGAGCUGAUUAUGUGCUGCAUUUGCGCCAAUGCCUAUCACUUGGAUUGCCACUGGCCGGCGGUCAUGCGCGAGAAAUUGAAGGACCCGAAGUGGAAGUGCUACUCGUGUUGCCCCAGCUACAAUCCGUAUAACGGUGAGGCAGAAGAGCUUGCCACAAGCGAACCGAAAUCUCCGCCGCGCAAAUCGAAGGCUGGGCGCAAGAAGCGACCCACUUCUGAACCAGCUGAUGCAGCUGACGUUGCCAAGAAGCCUGCUUUGCAGCAAAGCCUCAAGAAGAAUGAAAUCAUUGAGAACCCAAAGCCCAUCAACAUCAGUGACACCAUUAACAACAACAACAACGACAGCAAUACGAACAAGCCGUCGCCCAUUGUGUCCCAGACUCCCGACAACGCCGAUAUCGUCCAAGUCAUCCGAAAGGAUGACAUCGAUGUAGUUAACGGCAUCAUUGACUUGGCACCACUGACAUCUUGCUCAACAACCACUACGCUCUCCACUCUGACCUUGGUGCUCUCACAGCAAAACAAAGAAAACGAUGAUUGCUUGGAGAUUGUUGAGAAUGGAACUUACGGAGACGAUAUUGUAGUAUUAGCUGCGGCUUUGUCUCCGCCAAGAGACGAGGAGAUUAUCGUAAUGGAGGCGGUGCAGACCUGGAGCAUUGACGAUGUGGUGGGCUACGUCGAGAGGUUCUAUCCGCGCGAGGCUGACGUCUUCAGGGUCCAAGAAAUCGAUGGCGCCGCCUUGAUGGUGCUGUCGCGCCAGGACGUCAUCGAUCGCUUCGGCUUGAAACUGGGCCCAGCACUGCGCAUAUACGAGCUGGUCCUUAGCCUGCAGACUUCAACGAACGACGUUUCCAUUGGCUGGUGCGAUUAGCCAUCGGCUCUUCAUACUUCCUCAACUUUGUCAGCUACUCUUUACCAGAAACUGUAAAGUUUCUUUAUAUUUUUU